UUAUCAAAAAAAUGUUUUACUUGAUCCGCUUUUAAAGCUUCCCUUAAGGCGCCCACGCCACCAUGCAUGCGCUUGAGUGCCGGGUAGGCGGGGACAUUUUUUUUUUUUAAAUUCCGGUUCAUAUCACCUUUGUCCUUUUCUGUUGCUCCUUUCCAUGUUUAAAAAGAUUCUCCAAUUAUUCCUGAUGACAUAGUCCUAUGUAUGCCUAGAUUUAAAAAUACGUAUUUUGCUCUCUCAUCCCUUCUCUGACAACCGUCAUUGUCAAAAUAGUGCCGAUAUUUUGCUUAUAGUAGUUUUGACCCUUUCUUCUACCAUAUAAGUUCUCCUAUGCAGUGUUCUACUUGAUCCGCCUUUAAAGCUUCCCUUAAGGCACCCACACCACAGUGCGUGCUUUUGAUUGCCGGGUAGGUGGGGACAUUUUUUUUUUUAAAUUUUUGGUUCAUGUUACCUUUGUCGUUUCUUCUGCUCCUUUACAUGUUUGAAAAUAUUGUCUCCAAUUAUUUCAAAAUGCUUAUUUCGCUCUUUCUUCCCUGAUUUGACAACCGACAUUGUCAAAAUAGUGCCAAUAUUUUGUUUAUAGUUGUUUUUCACCCUUUCUUCUACGGUAGAGCAUUUUGGCUAUUAACAUAAAGGGAGGCAUAUGGAAGCAGUGUUCUAUUUGAUCCGCCUUUAAAGCUUCCCUUAAGGCGCCCACGCAACAGUGCGUGCUCUUGAUUGCCGGACCCAUUGUCAAUUGAUGGGGAAAUCUGGCUGAUGGCUGAGAAAAGGACCCGGGAAAUUUUAUGUGCCAUUCAACCUACUGUGGAUUCUGAGAAGGCAAGGAAGGAGGUUAUUGAUUAUGUCCGGUGGCUAAUUCAACGUUAUUAUGCAACUGAGGUCUUCCCAUUUGGCUCAGUGCCACUAAAAACCUACCUUCCUGACGGAGACAUUGAUUUGACUGUCAUCAGUGAUCAAAAUGUGGAGGAAGAUUUGGCUAGAGGUGUCUGCAGCAUCCUUGAAGGUGGAGAUAAAGACUCCAAGUUUCAAGUAAAAGAUGUCCAAUACAUUUGUGCACAGGUUAAAGUUGUGAAAUGUAAUGUGAAGAAUAUAGCUGUGGACAUUUCUUUCAAUCAAUUGGCUGGGCUCUCUAGUUUGUGCUUUCUUGAGCAGGUUGACCAAAUUAUUGGAAGAGACCAUCUUUUCAAACGCAGCAUUAUCUUGAUAAAAGCCUGGUGCUAUUAUGAGGCUAGAAUUCUUGGUGCUCACCAUGGCUUGUUUUCAGCAUAUGCAUUAGAAACUUUGGUAUUGUGUAUUAUCAAUCGCUAUCAUUCAUCAAUACGUGGUCCAUUGGAGGUUCUGUAUAGAUUUUUGGUGUACUUUAGCACAUUUGAUUGGGACAGUUACUGUGUCAGUGUAAGUGGUCCGCUCACCAUAUCCCUUCCAGGAAUUGGGGCAGGAACAACAGAAGAUAAUAGGGAUGAACUAUUGCUCACUGAAGUGUUCCUGAGAAACUGCAGAGAAAUAUUUUCUGUUCCAAUAAGGGCACAUGAGACUAGAAUCCAUGAAUUUCCCAUCAAGCACCUCAACAUAGUGGAUCCUCUAAAAGACAACAACAAUUUAGGACGUAGUGUCAGUAAAGGCAAUUUCUAUCGGAUAAGAUGUGCGCUUUCAUAUGGAGCUCAAAAGCUUCGAGAGGUCCUUAUGCUUCCGGGAGAAAGCAUGGGAGAGGGACUAGAGAACUUUUUCACUACCAUUUUAGAUAGGAAUGGAAGGGGACUAAGGUCAGAUAUACAAGUUCCUAUCCCUACAUUUGGUACUGGAAGAUCUCAAAUAUCUGACCUAAGCGGAGACUAUGAUAGCUACUAUGGUGAUCUACAAUAUAGUCAGCAGUAUCAUGAUUAUACAUUAUCCAUUCCUGGACAGUCCGGUUCUCCAUCAUUACUUUCCCAGAUCUGGAACAAGACUAGAUGGGAAUCCAUGGCUCAGUCAUGGCAACACAACUGGAAUUUAUUUUCUCAGAGAGGUACGGAGGUAUAUUAUCCAAGGCUUCCAUUCCACCGUCAUGAUGCUUCCCAACUAGCUGCUGCAAUAUUUCCUUUUGAAGACAUGAAGAAUUCACGAGGAACAGGCACAUACAUCCCUAACGUGACCCAUAAUUCUUACAGGGACAUACCAAGGGUGAGGGGAAGGUAUUCAAAACAUAGAACUCAAGAUUUUAUGAGAUCACCUAAAAGGAUUGAACGGAUUGAGGUUCCCUCAGUAGCAGACAAAGGUGCAAAUGGCUGCUGCUUCAAUCUUUCAAAUGAAGAAUUCCCACUGCUUGCUAGCAGUCGGAGGCCCCCACCAUCAGAGAUGGACCAGACUGGUCAGCUCACUGACCUCAAUCUUUCACAUGAAGAAUUCCCACUGCAAGCAGGCAUUCAGAAGUCCCCGCCUUCAGAGGUGGACCCAUCUGGUCAGCUCUUUGACCACAAUCUUUCACAUGAAGAAUUCCCACUGCUUGCAGGCAUUCAAAAGCCUCCACCAUCAGAAAUGGGCCAGACUGGUCAGCUCAUUGACCAGAUUGAGGUUCCCUCAGUGACAGACAAGGUUGAAAAUGGCUGUCGCCUCAAUCUUUCACUUGAAGAAUUCCCAUUGCUUACAGGCAUUCGGAAGUCCCCACCAUCAAAGAUGAACCAGUCUGGUCAGCUAACUGUGAAGUCCCCGGAAGCCAAGGACUGCUCUCCCUCCGGGAGUAUUCGGUUUGGGACUCACAGGUGUUCACCAUCACCAUUGAAAUUGCCUUUGCAGGUAAUGAGCAAGCAGGCAGAUUCUUCCAUGUCAGGCAUUUCAGACCUUAUGCCAGUUAAUCCAACAAUGGGAAUGCAGAGGCAACAGCAAUUUUGGGAAAGCAAUGAUAACUUGAUUCUCAUGCAUCGAUACCAUCUAAAAGAUGACGAGGAGUUCCCCCCUUUAACCACGUGACUGCUUUUCAGAUAAGAAUGAUGAAGGCCACACUAACAGAACAAUGUGAAGACCAAUGGACUAUUCUGAAGUUAAAAAAGUCUGCUUCUGUGGUGAUGUUCUUGCGUCUUGCCAUACUAUGAAUUCUUCUUUGCCUUCUUCCUUUAAUUUGGAUUCUAAUCUAGUAGUCUAGAAAGCUUUAUUAAGGAUGGAUUCUGGGUAGAAUUUUAUCCCUCCCAUCCCCUUCUAGAUGAUUAUGUAGCCAUAAUAUGUUUACAUGUACUUUAUAAAUGAGGAUCUAAUAUGCCUAGUAUCAGCUCUUGCUAAGAUAA
Molecule: messenger RNA, 3254 nt
Organism: Quercus robur (English oak)
Lineage: Eukaryota; Viridiplantae; Streptophyta; Magnoliopsida; Fagales; Fagaceae
Exons: 10
Coding region: 754-2943 (729 amino acids)
Molecular function (GO): nucleotidyltransferase activity
Source: RefSeq, a predicted model, not a curated record